Messenger RNA from Selaginella moellendorffii, 723 nucleotides. RefSeq lists its product as uncharacterized. Bases 70 to 546 code for a protein of 158 amino acids. The transcript has a single exon. The record is from RefSeq and is a predicted model, not a curated record. NCBI's taxonomy places the organism in Eukaryota, Viridiplantae, Streptophyta, Lycopodiopsida, Selaginellales, Selaginellaceae.
CGCGGGAGAUCCUUCUCCCCUACUAGCGAAUAGCCAACCCUAACCUAAUCGCGCCCGGAGAGGUGAGAGAUGAUGUUCGUGCUUGCGCCAUUGCUCUUCUUCCUGGCAUCGCUGCCUCGAUUGUCCCUCGCCGCUGACGCCAUUCUCCCCAGCGCCGAGGUGUCGCGAUUCUUGGAAGAGCAUGGCCUUCCCGGCGGUCUUCUCCCCAAUCUGGUCACCAGCUACUCGCUGCGCGACAACAAUUCCACAUUCGUCGUCCAUCUCCAGCACGAAUGCUACCACCGCUUCGAGAAUCUGGUGUGGUAUGGCACUACCAUCUCUGGGAAGCUGGGCUAUGGCAAGAUCGAGAAUCUAUCGGGGAUCCAGGCCAAGGAGUUCUUCCUGUGGCUGGGAGUGACGGGAAUUCGCGUGGAUGAAUCCAACCGAGACUAUAUCUACUUUGAGGUGGGGAUUGUGUCUAAGAGGCUGCGCGCAUCGCUCUUUCGAGAUCCACCAUCGUGCUCAAAGUCUAGUGGCUCUCUUGUGGAUCUACACGAGGCAAUCUAGAGUUUUAGUUCCUGUCUACGUAUAAGCGCUCUUUCAAGAGCCUCCAUCGUGCUCAAAGUCUAGUGGUUCUCUUGUGGAUCUAGAUAAGGCAAUCUAGAGUUUUGGUUCCUCGUGUUCUUCGUGUUCUAUGUAUCUUUUUGUUAUUAAGAUAAUUCGAAGUGUCACACUCCUGGUGUU